Molecule: messenger RNA, 349 nt
Organism: Drosophila serrata
Lineage: Eukaryota; Metazoa; Arthropoda; Insecta; Diptera; Drosophilidae
Gene: mRpL34
Product: mitochondrial ribosomal protein L34
Biological process (GO): translation
Cellular component (GO): ribosome; mitochondrial large ribosomal subunit
Molecular function (GO): structural constituent of ribosome
Source: RefSeq, a predicted model, not a curated record
GUGGUGUGGCAUUUUAAGUAAAACAUUUGGUCAUACUGGUUGGAAAUUACUUAACAUGCUGCAAGGAUUGAUUCAAAGGACCUGCCUAGCGGUAGCUAAUACCGCUCAAACUCUGCUUGUGCGUGAGAAGCACGCCUUCAACCGGGCGCUGCUAAAGCCGAAAGUUCGCUGCCAUUUCCCAAAACCCAAGGAAGUUAAGAGAAUCAAUGUCCACGGCUGGGAUACAAGGAUGUCCACGCCCGAGGGAAGGCGGGUGCUGAUGCGCAGGAUACUAAAGGGCCGCCAUGACCUGUCACACUAGCCUCUCGUUGAUUUAAUAAACCUUUCUUUAUUUACAAAACAAUGUCAA